CUCCACGUGGCUGGCCUUUCCAUGCUAGCUCGGUGCGUGGUUCCCCAGAUUGGCACCCAUACCCUUGCAUUGGUGGUCUUUCAGCUGAACACCAGGGCAGUACAGCCUACGAACUAGCUCCACUCCUAUCAAUAGUUUGGACCUCGCGCGCGGCCUCAGUUCUUUAGUCUUCAUUGGAGUAACGUCCUGGGGGCCCAAGAGCAUGAACAUCAUUCUAUUCGCAAGAAAGACAGUCAAAGAUGCUUUUCGGCGUUCGACUCUGGCGCUUCAUUGUAUGGCAACCCAAGAGAUCUUGAAGAGGACGCCAGUCCCCCCUCUCCCUUCGCAACACCUCUCUCAAAUUCGGAAAACACCAAGUAUCAGUCUUGGAUCUUCUGUUCACUGUUGAUGAUACCUCCAAGACAUAUUCUCUCGCAACCCAUUGACCAUAAUAGCUUUCACAAUGGCGCAACCACUCUGCUUCUUCAUACCAGAUCACAUCUUCACACCCACCACAAACAAUCAUGCCGUUGCAAACAAUGUACGAAAGCCAAAGAAGAGCAACUUGCAGGCCAAUGUAAGCUACCAAGUAGCCAACUCUUGGAGCAGCAAGAAAGCCUCAGAAGGCGAGGACUUGGCACUCUUUGAGGUGUCAAAUGAGCUCGUCAUCGAAAGCUUCGACGAGAUUCAGGCAAACGAAGUAGAACAGCCUGUUGAAGAGGCUUAUACUCCUACCAAAGCGGUCAGAGAUGGCUACGGGAACACUCUGAGCGAGACGAUCCGCAUCCCCCGAGAUGACCUCAAAUUCCCUGACUCAGUACCGGUUGAGCAAUCCCGCUGCGUCUUCGACCUCCAAUUCUGCAAACACCCUUGGGACUUCCCCGGUGUCCUGAUGCGAUCCGAAGGCGAACCCGCCCUCGAGCGCCAAGGCGACCCAGCAGUCAACCAAUGCUACGACCACAUGGGCAUCGUGCGCGACUUCUACCGCGAGGUGUUUGGCAACCACGCCAUCCUGGGCGAAGGCAUCCCUCUCGUCGGCAUAGUCCACUACGACUUCUACUUUCCCAACGCAUGGUGGCACGAGCGCGACGAGAAGGACGAAGGCUCCGUCCCCGGACUCAUCUUUGGCGACGGAUGGGACACGGACCCCUGGAAGAACAACCAGCCGACUAAGUGGUACGGCGGCUGCUUCGGUAACUUUGUCGGCAGCCUAGAGAUUGUGGCGCACGAGAUGACGCAUGGUAUGGUGCACUCGCUCGUGAAGCUGGAGACGACGGGGCAGAGCGGAUCGCUGCAUGAACACCUUGCUGAUGUGUUUGGGACCAUGUGCGAGCAGUGGCACAAGAGGCAGGCUGUUGGCGAUGCGGACUGGCUGGUUGGGGAAGACCUUAUUGCUGAGCAGUUUAAGGAUUUGCAGGGGUUUGCGCUGAGGUCUGUCAAGGCGCCGGGGACGGCGUAUAAGGUUGAGGAGUUGGGGAUUGCGGAUGUGCAGGUGGAUCACAUGAACAAGAUGAUUGCGGACGAGAGAGACGUCAAAAACAUCUACGCCAAUAUGGGGAUCUUGAACAAGGCUUUUUACCUUGUUGCGAAGGCGUUAGGGGGGAACUCUUGGGAGAAGCCGGGCAAGAUCUGGUAUGCUGCGCUGAAGUAUCUCCAUGAUUUGGGGAAGACGAAGUGCAAUAUCGGUGAAUGGGCUAGCAUCACGGUGAAAGCUGCUAAGAAGCUGUUAAAGCAAGGAAUUGUUGAGCAGAAGGAUAUCGAUGCGGUUCUAGAUGCGUGGAAGGAGGUUGGGGUGGUGGUGAAGUAGACGGAAUUGGGAAUGCUGUCUCGAAGAGUGAGCCAAUAUCAAUACUACUUCUUGUUCAGGAUCUCAACAAGGUCCGCUGGCUCAAUGGC
Messenger RNA from Neurospora tetraspora, 1875 nucleotides. RefSeq lists its product as uncharacterized. The coding region runs from base 443 to 1786 and encodes 447 amino acids. Lineage: Eukaryota; Fungi; Ascomycota; Sordariomycetes; Sordariales; Sordariaceae. The transcript is spliced from 2 exons. The record is from RefSeq and is a predicted model, not a curated record. Gene Ontology annotation, molecular function: metalloendopeptidase activity. Gene Ontology annotation, biological process: proteolysis.